AUGAUUGUCUUCAGGAAGAUGCUCUUUGGUUCCAUGCACCUUAAGUCGGAUGGCUGGGCUAGAAGUAACUCAUAUGGUGGCACUAAUGCGCUCACCACCUCAUAUGCCGAGGCCAUUGUUCUGUACCCUGAAAACGGAGGCAACCUGCACUGCUUCACGAUGCUUAGCAUUUGCGCUAUUCUGGAUGUGAUGGGACCCCCUUACAAUAGCAUUGCUGGCAGGAACUUCUUGAAUUCAGUUUAUGAAGAACAUCUAGAUGCUUGCUUCUGCUCGCUGACGAAAACGUCCUCUGGUUUUAGGAGUGGUUGGCGCAUGUUUGGUAUCUUCUGUUUACCCAAGCAUGUUGUCAUUCCUCUGCACAAGAAACCUGGGAUGACCGUGUUCAGCAAGAUGCUCUUUGGUUCCAUCCACCUUAAGUCGUAUGACUGGCCUAAAAGUAACUCAACGGGUGGAACUAAUGCGCUCACCACAUCAGAUGGGACUCCUCUAGCAAAGAUAAACACAAACACAAUUGUUGACGCUUCAGCCGAGACCAUAGUUCUGUACCCUGAAAAAGGAGGCAACCUGCACUACUUCACAGCGCUUACCCCUUGCGCUACUCUUGAAGUGAUGGGCACCCUUACAACAGCGCUGCUAGCAAGGACUGCUCCGACUAUAUAUAGCAAGUCCCCAUUCUCAAAUACAUCUGGUGUGGUUUACGCACGGUACUCCUGGCUCAAGGAGAUCCCCAACAACUAUCGGAUGAAGGGCGUGACGAUGACGUGGCACUUCAUCGUCUAG
This is a messenger RNA of Aegilops tauschii subsp. strangulata, 780 nucleotides long. Lineage: Eukaryota; Viridiplantae; Streptophyta; Magnoliopsida; Poales; Poaceae. The record is from RefSeq and is a predicted model, not a curated record.